Molecule: messenger RNA, 456 nt
Organism: Cylicocyclus nassatus
Lineage: Eukaryota; Metazoa; Nematoda; Chromadorea; Rhabditida; Strongylidae
Source: the annotation of a GenBank genome assembly
AUGUACACGCUACCACCAGCCUAUUCCUACUGUCAGCGUUCGCCUUGCUAUUCUGAAGGAGAUGACAGAAUUUAUAAGAGAAGACGUUCUGAGAUCAGUCGAAAACAAAGAAUGGCAGCAAAUGAACGAGAACGAAAAAGAAUGAACAGCAUAAAUCGCGGAUUUGAUCACCUUCGUCAGCGUUUACCAACGAUGCCCCACGAUAAAAAAUUAUCCAAGGUAGAUACCCUCAAAGGAGCAAUGCAAUAUAUUCGAGAACUUCAAGCUCUCCUCGAGCAAGAGCUACCCUCUGGCCCGGUAGGAGAUCAUAAGAUUCUCAUGAAUAAUAAUCCUGGAGAAGAAGGAGUUUAUGUUGUCUCAUGGCGACGAAAUCCGGAAAAAUACGGAGACAUCCACACCACCACCAAAGGAACAGUCGUCUACCAAAAAGAUGUAUGGGUUCCGGGAACAAAAUAG